Callithrix jacchus (white-tufted-ear marmoset) is the source of this 2665-nucleotide messenger RNA. RefSeq names its product ephrin B1 (gene EFNB1). Lineage: Eukaryota; Metazoa; Chordata; Mammalia; Primates; Cebidae. The record is from RefSeq and is a predicted model, not a curated record. Gene Ontology annotation, biological process: ephrin receptor signaling pathway; axon guidance. Gene Ontology annotation, molecular function: ephrin receptor binding. Gene Ontology annotation, cellular component: plasma membrane.
CCGGGUUGGGGCGGCUGCCCAGUGAGUCCUCCUGGCCGGCCGGGCGGAGAAGAGCCACACCGAAGCCGGCGGGAGGGGAGCACUUCAAGGCCGCCGGCUGCGGAGGAUGGGCGCCUGAGCGGCUCCGAGCGCAGCGCGGCAGAGGAAGGCUAGGCGAGCUUUACUGAGGAAGCUUCCGGGGAUCCCGAAGUGCAGCCUGCUCCGGGAAGAUGGCUCGGCCUGGGCAGCGUUGGCUCGGCAAGUGGCUUGUGGCGAUGGUCGUGUGGGCGCUGUGCCGGCUCGCCACGCCACUGGCUAAGAACCUGGAACCGGUAUCCUGGAGCUCCCUCAACCCCAAGUUCCUGAGUGGGAAGGGCUUGGUGAUCUAUCCCAAGAUUGGAGACAAGCUGGACAUCAUCUGCCCCCGAGCAGAAGCAGGGAGGCCCUAUGAGUACUACAAGCUGUACCUGGUGCGGCCUGAGCAGGCAGCUGCCUGUAGCACGGUGCUUGACCCCAACGUGUUGGUCACCUGCAAUAGGCCAGAGCAGGAAAUACGCUUUACCAUCAAGUUCCAAGAGUUCAGCCCCAACUACAUGGGCCUGGAGUUCAAGAAGCACCAUGAUUACUACAUUACCUCAACAUCCAAUGGAAGCCUGGAGGGGCUGGAGAACCGGGAGGGGGGUGUGUGCCGUACACGCACCAUGAAGAUUAUCAUGAAGGUUGGGCAAGAUCCCAAUGCUGUGACUCCUGAGCAGCUGACUACCAGCCGGCCCAGCAAGGAGGCAGACAACACUGUCAAGACGGCCACACAGGCCCCUGGGGGUCGGGGCUCCCUGGGUGACUCUGAUGGCAAGCAUGAGACUGUGAAUCAGGAAGAGAAGAGUGGCCCAGGUGCAAGUGGGGGCGGCAGCGGGGACCCUGAUGGCUUCUUCAACUCCAAGGUGGCAUUGUUCGCGGCCGUCGGUGCUGGUUGUGUCAUCUUCCUGCUCAUCAUCAUCUUCCUGACGGUCCUACUACUGAAGCUACGCAAGCGGCACCGCAAGCACACGCAGCAGCGGGCGGGCCUCUCGCUCAGUACCCUGGCCAGUCCCAAGGGGGGCAGUGGCACAGCGGGCACUGAGCCCAGCGACAUCAUCAUUCCCUUACGGACUACAGAGAACAACUACUGCCCCCACUAUGAGAAGGUGAGUGGGGACUACGGGCACCCCGUCUACAUCGUCCAGGAGAUGCCACCCCAGAGCCCGGCAAACAUCUACUACAAGGUCUGAGUGCCAGUGUGGCCUCAGGCCCUCGAGGGACAGUCAGCCUGGACCGGACCUCUCCUUUUGCCCACAGCCCCUCCCCUCGCCAGCUGUGCCCACCUUUGUAUUUAGUUUUGUAGUUCUUGGCUUUUAUAAUCCCCCUUUUUCCCUGCCCCCUGGGCUUCGGAGGGGGUGCUUGUGCCCCUAAUCCCCAUGCUCUUGUGCCUUCCCCCUCUGGCCAGGCCUCUGGGCUCUGUGGGGGCACCCUUCUUGGAGGCAGGGCUGGAUGCUGAUGGACAGCAGGCGGGGAGACCGUUCCCUAGCCCUGCCCCUCCCUCGCCCCCCUUGCCCCCUUCCCAGGACUGCUUGUCCGCUAUCAUCACUGUUUUUAAUGCUUUUGUGUUCAUUUUUUAGCUGUCAACUCAUUUUCAUCUGUUUUUUGAAGAAAAAUGGAAAAAUGUAAAAGACAGCCCCUCCCCAGGCUUUGUGAGCCUGGCCUAAGUCAGUAUAAGAGGGCCUGGGGCACGAUAUGGUCAUCCAGGAAGCAUAGGAUGCCAUUUCUUUAUAGACUCCUUGGUAUUUCUGGCAGGGUAAGGGGCAGGCCAGGGCUGUUCCUGCCCAUGAGGGAAGAGGAAAGUGCCACUGGGCAAGGUGUCCCACCCUCCCCUCUUGACCCUCCUUCUACGGAGCUUAUCCUGGCAAUGGGGUAGUCACUGCCACCCUUCCACCAAAAAAAAAAAUCCCUUCCUUGUGGGAUCCUUGGGCAUCUCCUGCUCCCUCACUCUCACGGUAAUUAAUGUCUUAAUUGGCUGUUGCCUGGGGAACAGGAGAGCUGCUGCAGGCAGAUGACCUCAUGGGGGGUGGAGGGAGGUGAGGUGCUCAGGUGGCUAUUUGCCCUGAAGAGCUGGGAGUUUUCCCCCACCCCCCCCCCCCGCCCUGUUCUCUCCUUACCUUUGGCAUCCUUUGGCCUGGUGGGGAAACAGAGGCCCAGGGUGGAGACCUAAGCGGGUAUAAGGCCAGGUGGCCUGCUCCUUUUCUGGGUCCUAGCACAGGUGGGUAACCCCCCGCCCAACCCAGCUCCUGCUGCUCUCCCAGUCUUGGGCUGGGGCCUGGAAAGAGGAAGAGGCUGCCUGGGGCUGGGUCAGCCCGCCGUGCACUUUGACCCCAGUUCCUUGCCAGCCACGGCUGCUAACAGACUGCCGCUUGAGUGUGCCUUGCAGGCACACCCAGAGCAGCCAUGGAAGGAGCUGGGCCUCACCCAUCCACCUCCACACUGCCUCCUGGCCGGCUGCCCACCCCGGUGCCAGGUGGGAGAGGGAGCAGAACAGCCAGCCCCUUCCAGGUGGCAGUCGGAGGGGUUUUUGUUUUUGUUUCUGUUGCCAUUUGUGUAAAUACUAGUCUUUUUGGAAAAAAAUAAUGUAAAGAUGUUUUGUAUAAACUCUGAA